Lathyrus oleraceus (garden pea) is the source of this 225-nucleotide messenger RNA. Its product is annotated as defensin Tk-AMP-D1.1. The coding region runs from base 1 to 225 and encodes 74 amino acids. The transcript is spliced from 2 exons. The record is from RefSeq and is a predicted model, not a curated record. NCBI's taxonomy places the organism in Eukaryota, Viridiplantae, Streptophyta, Magnoliopsida, Fabales, Fabaceae. Gene Ontology annotation, biological process: defense response.
AUGAACAAGACACAUUUUGAGUUUUUCUUCAUUUUUCUUAUUCUCCUUGCUUCUGAGAUGGUGAUACAAAUCGAGGGAACACGUUGUGAGUUGAAGAGUUAUCAGUUUCAAGGGAUUUGUUUUAGUGAUCGCAGUUGUGCUAAAGUUUGUAAUGUUGAAGGUUAUAUUGCAGGUGGUAAAUGCAGAGGAUUCUUUAGUCACUGCUAUUGCAAAAAGAGUUGUUAA